AUGGGCCUUCUCUACUGGCUCCGCAAACUCUACUCCCUCGACACUCUUGACUCGCGCUUCACGGUCUCAGCCAAUACGCCGCUUAAGUCUGCCUACAGCACUGAAUCUCGAAUAUCAUCUACAAGCAAUGGGGGGUUAGAACCGACGGUCUCGAGAUGGCUUGCGAGUGGGAGUGAGAAUGGGAUGCAGACACGAACACAAGCGCAGUCAGGGGAGGACUGCGGGAGUCCUAGCUCUGGUCCCUCAUUGACUGCGUCCCCGCCACGAUGGAACACAGUCGAAUUUUACGUUUACUAUAUCGCGUUUCUGCUUGCGGUACCAAUGAUGUUUAAGACUGUCUACGAUGUUUCGAAGGAGUCUCAUCCAAUGUAUUCGAAAUAUUCACACCUUUUGGAGGAUGGGUGGAUAAUGGGAAGGAAAGUGGAUAAUUCUGAUUCACAAUAUUCCACUUUUCGAGAUAACAUUCCUUAUCUUGCCUUACUCUUGGUCAUCCAUCCUUUGCUUCGACGAGCUAUUGACAUCUUCUUUCCUUUAAAUUCCAAUUCGCCUCCAUCUGGCAAAUUAAAAGAUGAUGAGAUCUCCAGAUUUGACGCUGUAUCCGCUGAUUUGAGGCUAAAACGCAGAGUCACUUACGAUUAUUAUUUUGCGCUGGUAGCUAUCGUUGCCCUGCAUGGCUUCUCAGCUCCCAAGAUUCUUGCAAUUCUUGUCAUCAAUUAUCAUAUUGCAACAAAACUUCCACGGAAUAAAAUACCAGUGGCAACAUGGGUUUUUAACAUUGGCAUAUUAUUUGCAAAUGAAUUGUCAAAUGGGUACCAAUAUGCAGACAUCGCGAGAAUACUUACGUGGUCAUCUUCUGUAUCACAGGUAGGUGAAGGCCAUCCACUUGUGGCUGUUGGAAAAUGGCUUGACAGUUGGGGCGGAUUAAUCCCUAGAUGGGAUAUUCUUUUUAAUCUCACGGUUCUGCGAUUAAUAAGUUUUAAUCUCGAUUACUAUUGGAGCCUCAACUAUCGGUCAGAUAGCCCUAUUGAGAAGAAGCAACUCGACCCCUCCGCCCUGUCCGAGCGAGAUCGCGUCACUAUCCCAGCCCAUCAAUCUGCCUUCAACCCGACAAACUACGUUGGCUACGUUCUCUAUUCCCCGCUCUAUCUCACGGGCCCCAUCAUUACCUUCAACGACUAUAUCUCCCAACAACGCCACCCUUCUCCUUCCAUAUCUACAACCCGCACUAUCCUCUACGGAAUCCGCUUCCUCUUCGCCCUUUUCAGCAUGGAACUAUUCCUACAUUACAUAUAUGUCGUCGCCAUCUCACAAUCCUCCCCCAACUGGUCCGUCUACACCCCAUUUCAACUUAGCAUGCUGGGCUAUUUCAACCUACACCACAUCUGGCUUAAAUUACUUCUACCCUGGCGUUUCGCGCGCCUCUGGGCCUUGAUCGACGGCAUAGAUCCGCCCGAAAACAUGGUCCGCUGUAUGUCCAACAAUUACUCCGCCCUUGCCUUCUGGCGCGGCUGGCACCGCUCCUUCAACAGGUGGAUCGUCAGAUAUCUCUACGUCCCCUUGGGUGGCGGCGGUAGUAACCGCAGCCACAAUCAGUCCAACAACAAUAGCAGCGACGGAUCCUCCCCCAUCCUCGCCAAGACCCGUGGCCUCCUCAACUUUCUCACCGUCUUCACCUUUGUUGCGCUGUGGCAUGACAUUAAUCUCCGCCUGCUCAUGUGGGGGUGGCUCAUAACGCUUUUCGUCCUGCCAGAAAUCAUUGCCACCGCACUAUUCCCCGCGCAUAGGUGGCGUGAUAGUCCAACAGCUUACCGUGUGCUGUGUGGCAUAGGCACAGUGUUCAAUAUAUUGAUGAUGAUGGCGGCGAAUCUUGUUGGGUUUGCGGUUGGGCUUGACGGGUUAAAGGGACUAGUUAGUGGGAUUGUGAGCAGCGCGGCGGGGCUGGUGUAUCUUGUCACGGCAUGUGCGACGCUGUUUGUGGGCGUUCAGGUUAUGUUUGAGAUAAGGGAAGGGGAAUUGAGGGCUGGGAUUAAUAUGAAGUGUUAA
Paracoccidioides brasiliensis Pb18 is the source of this 2043-nucleotide messenger RNA. RefSeq lists its product as uncharacterized. The record is from RefSeq and is a predicted model, not a curated record. Gene Ontology annotation, biological process: GPI anchor biosynthetic process. Gene Ontology annotation, cellular component: endoplasmic reticulum. Bases 1 to 2043 code for a protein of 680 amino acids. The transcript has 4 exons.